Phoenix dactylifera (date palm) is the source of this 1242-nucleotide messenger RNA. Its product is annotated as NDR1/HIN1-like protein 6. Gene Ontology annotation, biological process: defense response to other organism. Gene Ontology annotation, cellular component: plasma membrane. Lineage: Eukaryota; Viridiplantae; Streptophyta; Magnoliopsida; Arecales; Arecaceae. The record is from RefSeq and is a predicted model, not a curated record.
UUAAAAGAAGGAAGGGAUAGGAGAUGCCGAAUUAGGUAGGAGGGAACCAUCUCCGUAGGGUGAGGUGUUAUUUUCUCCUCACCUCCCUUCAUUCUUCUUCCUCUCCCCUCUCCUAUAGAUUCAUCCACCUCUUCCUCCCCUCGCCAAAUCCUAACCCUAGUUUUUCGUCGGAGAGUGGAGAGAGUAAUAGAGUUGAGGGGGGAAUGGCGGACAGAGUGUUUCCUUCCUCCAAGCCGAACCCUCAGCCGCCCCAGGCCGUCAACGGCAGCGGAGGGCCGCCGUCGUUUCCGACGACCAAGGCACAGGCGUAUGGCGCCACGCGACCCCGCUACCGCCCCCAGCCCAUGAAGCCUCGCCGCCGGAGCAGCCGGAGUUGCUGCUGCGCCUGCUGUCUCUGGCUCACUCUCAUCCUUAUCGCCCUCGUCCUCCUCGCCGCCAUCGCUGGCGGCGUCUUCUACUUCCUCUACCGCCCCCGCCGCCCCGACUUCACCGUUUCCUCCCUCCGCCUCGCCGCGCUCAACGUCACCGCCUCCAACCAUCUGGCCUCCCGCCUCGACCUCUCCGUCACCGCCCGCAAUCCCAACAAGAAGCUCGUCUACCUCUACGACCCCAUCUCCAUCGCCGUCUCCUCCGGCGGCGUCGACGUCGGCGACGGGUCCUUCCCGGCUUUCGUCCACGACACCAAGAACACCACCAUUCUCAAGACGACCGUGUCGAGUUCCGGCGAGAGCGUGGACCCGUCGGCGGCGGCGGAUCUGAAGAAGAAGAGCAAGCUGCCGCUGGAGAUCGAUCUGGAGACGAAGGCCGGGGUGAAGAUCGGGGGACUCAAGACCAAGAAGAUCGGCAUCAAGGUCCACUGCGAGGGUAUCGACGUCGCCGUGCCCAAGGGGAAGACCGCCCCCUCCCCGUCUUCCCCUGACGUCAUGUGUAAGGUCAAGCUGCGUAUCAAGAUCUGGAAGUGGACUUUCUAGACGAAAUUUUUGCUUGGUUCCAAAGAGAAUGCUUCAAAAAGGAAAUGGACAGUUUAUGGUACUGGUGUGUAAAAUUUAGGAAAAAUUGGGGUAAACAAAGGUUUGAUACUUGUUUUUGUUCAGUUAAAUCCGGGCGGGGAUAUUAUUUGUAUUUCUUGUACUCCGACUGCGAUGUAAUUUUCUCUUCUUCUUUUCUGUUUAUUUGUUGUGGAAUUGUUGUGAGUUCUAUAAUAAUAAUGAGCCGAAGGAAACUUGGGACACUGUUGCCCUC